Molecule: messenger RNA, 630 nt
Organism: Fulvia fulva
Lineage: Eukaryota; Fungi; Ascomycota; Dothideomycetes; Mycosphaerellales; Mycosphaerellaceae
Exons: 1
Coding region: 1-630 (209 amino acids)
Molecular function (GO): protein binding
Source: RefSeq, a predicted model, not a curated record
AUGCAACCUGACUACUCCGACGACUUCAAGUUCGCCUUGAGCCGCAUUGGGGAGACCCAUUGGGACUGCACCGUCGUCUGCCGCGAAGCCACCUUCAAACUCCACAAGCCAGUUCUCCAUUUACACUCACCAGUCUUCGCCAAGAAGUUCAGUGAGCAGUGGGAAAAUGUCUCUGCAACCCCAGGUGUCGCGAAUCUUGACGACGAUGAAGACAUAGACGUGCUUCGGGCUAUGUUCGACUUCUUCUACAAGUUUGAGUAUGAUGUGCCCACCUCUGUUACCUCGAAACAAGCAUUCCACGUCAAAGUCUUCAGGACUGCCGACAAGUACGGAGUGAACUCUCUCGCAAAUUAUGCCCAUGAGAUGGUUGACGAUUUUUGGGAGGUGGGCAGCUGGAGCAUGCAUGAUUUCAAGGAGGUUGCUAAUAUCCUCGACGAGAUGGAAACUGUGCCUGCAGCUGGGCCACUGAAAGACCUUGUGGUACCGAUGAUGAAGGAAUCCAUUGGGCAGUUGGUGAAGAACCCGGAAUUCCAAGACUUCACGGGGGAACAUCCGGACUGGCUCAGUGACGUCUUGGGCACUGUCGCAUCCGACCUUGACGAGCUUCGCAGGUUCCAGAGCGGGCGUUAA